CAAUUACACACACACACAUAGAGAACAGAGGGAGAAAGAGUGGGGGGCGAUCCUCGUUUACCAGCUUUGUGGUUUUCUUCUUCUGUCAGGCAUUUUUAAUUGCACCUGCUACUUCGGCCCUGUGGAGCAGAUGACACUUGUCUUCAACUAAUUUCAUCCACACCUGAUCACCAAACCGCCUUGUGAGCAGAUCCAGAGUCCUGCAGAGGAGGUGCACUGUCAGUCGUGUUCAUCCGGUCACUUUUCUGACACGCUCGACCCUGAACUCUGCCGUCCACACACGUCCUGUGAGGCCCUCGGCAGGAAGGUGGCGGUCUCCGGCACGGCGAGCUCAGACUCUGCGUGUGGCGACUGUCUGCCUGGGUUUCAUUUCUUGGUUAAAAGACAAAUUUCCACCCAAAGAUCCUGCAUAAAAGCAGAUUCUCAAGUCCGAGCCAUCCGCACGGUGGCUGAAGGCCCGUCCAACAGCACGGUGGUGCGCAGCGCCGAGGAGAAGACCGCCGAGUACGCCGUGUUCGCGCUGGUGCCUGUCUUCUGCAUAAUGGGCCUGAUAGGCAUUCUCAUCUGCAACAUCCUGAAGAAGAAGGGCUACAACUGCACCGCCGAGAAGGAGGGCGCACACGAAGAGAGCGCCACGCCUCAGAAGGAAGGAACUAAUUGUCCCUACAUUUCUGAUGAUCUGAAUGAAGACACCAUCAGUGUUCUGGUUCGCAUCAUAACUGAGAAGAAAGAGAAUGCUGCGGCGCUGGAGGAGCUGCUGCUCGAGUACGAGAACAAACAGAGCAGCAAAGGAUCAUCCAUCAAGUUUCCCAUGCUGUCUCCGCUCUCCACCUUCCGCUCCCUCCCCAGGCUCUGCCCCCACCACUCCCACCUCCACACUAUCUCCGGCCUCUCCGGUUUGGCCCCCAGACACGGGUACCGCUGCUCGCGUUGCUCGCAGAGAAAGUGGCCCCCCGUUCUCAUUCCCSCCUUGGACUCUCUCAAGGACCCGCUGAAGCCACCGCAGAGCCUGAUCCUGCCCUCCCUGGGCGGCCCCGCUGACCAGCUGAAGAACCCCCUCCUGGGGGGAGUCUGUGCGGACAAGCAGCGAACAAAAAACGCCGUGCCAAAACCUGUAGCGGACGGAGUGGACGGGCUCGAAGGGAAAGAUGAGGAGACGACAGUCGUGUCUGUGGGGAGGUUUCAAGUGGCUCACAUACCUGAAAACAAACCGGGUGCUCUGGAAACCAAGAGCUCAAACCAGGACAAGAGGAACUCCCUGUUUGCCGGGAAAGCCUUCACCUCCUCUUCUUCGUCAUCUGUUUAUAGGAGAUGAAGAGAAAGUAAGAUGCUACAUGAUGAUGAUGCUACCUCGUGGAAGAAGACCUUGUCUCCUGAUGACAGCCGUAACGCAGGGAUGGACUGAAAACCCAACCUCCUCCUGCUGGAAGAAGUUUUUUCUGUUUAUGCGAUGACAAGAAGAUAAGUGUUAUUGUAUAAAAGCUGCGUUGCUGUCCUGAUCCAAACUGAAAUGGCUUUUGGGGAAAAAAAGAAAAGAAAAAAAAAGCCUACGGAUCCAAACAGGACAGAACUGUUUUAAAGCUUUGUGUCGAGCAUUUAUCAGUUGCACUGAAAUAUGAAAUCACCAAGCAGAAUCCAUCAGUAGUCCUGCCACUAAAAGGCAAAUUGGACUGAAAAAAAUAUAUUUAAAGCAAGAUAACUUACAGAGGGAGAGAAAUAAAUCAAGUUUUCAACAAGAAAGUGCCUCGUGAAUGUGGCACUUUUAUUAUGAACAUGUUUGUGCACUCGAAACUAAGCUGCUCACCAAAUCUGACCUGUUCUUCUCUUUUCUCAGAUUAAAAACUUCAGGUUAUAGGUGAGCUUUAGGAUGUUAAAGAUGCUGAUUUUCAGUCUUAACAGAAACUCUCUGCAUUAAGACUGAAACUUGAGUCAAAUUUCUCAGCCUGAAAUCCCCCAAAAAGGGACGUAGUUUCGUGUUAAGAUCUGCUGUCAGCAUGUAAAAAACCACACAUGUGCCAAGUGUGACAAGCUGGUUCUUAUUGUCAUCAAGCAAAAACAAAAGAACUUGACACGAAAAUACUCAAGUGUUGCCUUUUUUUAAACCAAAAGUUGACAUUUAUUCAGUUCUCAGACGUGUUAGUUCACAGUUUGUUUAAAAAAACUAAGGUACUUGACUUCAACCAAGCAUGCAGCUGUUACAAGCUUAUCAUCAGGGGGAAAACAAUAUUUUUUACAAAGAUAAUCUAAAAUGGACAACAAAUGUUGCAAAACAAGCUAAAACAAAGCACGACUCUGUGCGUCUAUUUGUUGCAGACGAUGUGAUGUUUUAUAUGACAGAUCGUUGACGUCAGAUUAGCAAAGAUUUCUUGUCAUUUCAAACGUUCUAUGUGAGGCCCUUUAGGACAUAAGCUAUUCUUGCUUUUAUGUGUGCUAAAGGGUCUUUCAUAAAAUUCUGUAAGGUGUUCAAACACAAGUAAUGACAUACACAUAUCGAGCUCCAACUUCAACAAGCUCCAGUGCUCUUGGCCAAGAUCAAAGUUUCAGUCAGAGCCAAAAGUUUCACUUUAAUUCACCAACUUGGAUUAUAUUGCAAUCAUUCUAACUCAAUACUGGAACACAUCCAAGCCUCUCUAGCCUUGUCAAUAAUUAAAAAGGUGGAUUCAAAACACCAACCGUUUUCAUUACAACACUUGAACAGCUGAAAGAUUUAAAGAUACUGACAUUUGACCAUAUUUUAGGUACUUUUAAGCUCUGAGAACUGACUCUUGUAGGGGUCUGAUUUUAUUGUAGAGCAUUUACCUGUAUCACAAUAUUAAAUGGCAUUUACCAGUAAGCUCAAAUGUGUUUUAUAGGUGGCAAUUAUGAUUCUACAAGUGUUUAAAAAUAAACAACCUAAGGACACAGGGUGAUGUCACUUCUAUAGAAGAAAACAUGUAUGAAUGUAAAUAUGUAAAUAUGGAAGAGAACUGAAAAGCAAACUUUUCUUUUAGUUUUUAUACCUUUAACACAAUAUGUAUGAGGUCAUCUCCUGUAGAGGGAACAAAAAACAUCAACACUGUAGACUGUAAGCUGAAAAUAUAAUUUAAAUGAGCUUCCCCCCUCUGCAUGGGGUUUUAAAUAUGUCAGUGUUUCUCCUGAGCAAACAUAUGAGACUUUUUUGUAAUUUAACCAUGAUCACACCCACUUCCAUGAUCUCUAUAACAGUAAGAAAUGAUUUAAUGCGGGCAUGUUUAUUUAUCUUUUGGAGUUGAUUAAAAAUGAGAGGCUGUUGAUGUGUGGCUCAUUUGAUCCAUAUUUACAUCCUGAUGAGUUUGAAAGUGUGCACUAUUACCACAGAGGGUUUUAACUUAUUAUUUGCUGAUGAUGUUAUGCUGUAGAAAAUAGGACAUUCAUUUAAAACUGCAAUCAAAUGUUAUCAGAUUCUUUUUUUUUACAAUCAUCAAUAAAUGUUUUCCUGUAAGAAACAAGUGUAAAAGCCUUCAUCUCAUCAGACUUGUAGCCUUUAUUUAUUUAUAUCAAACCACAUCAUAUUCUAUCAUAAUACAUUUAUUUCUGUAUCGUGUUUUUACUGUUGAAAUAAAAAGAGGUGUAUUUUAAAAUGACUUGUUUUUGUGUGUGUUAAGAAACAAAAUGUGGAAAUAAUGGAGGCAUUCCCUUUUCCCUAUUGCCCUCUACUGGUUGCUUUAUCAAGCUGCAUUAAUCUAACAAGAAUAAAAUUAUGUGGCUUGAGUUCACUUUUURUUAGAUUUGUACAUGGUAUGAAAUGCAAAUAUAUUAUCAUAUAAAAUCAGUUUCUCAGUGUCAAAAUUAUGUCGGUUUUAUCAUUUUUAACACAUUUUCUCAUGUGAGUAGACACGAAAACAGACCUAUAGGUUCAUGUCAAAAAGAAGUCUUAAAAAGCAAAUGUUGCUGAAACUACAGUGAAUACACAGACAUGACAUUCUGUUGUCAAAAACAGAGUUGAAACAAAGGGUUCUCCAAAUUUUUCUGCUUCUCGCAAAACUUACAGCAGCAGAGAUUUUGCUGACAACAACUCAAACAGCCUUAAUAACAAUAAUAGU
Messenger RNA from Austrofundulus limnaeus, 4061 nucleotides. It is a transcript of the gene relt, whose product is annotated as RELT TNF receptor. Gene Ontology annotation, biological process: apoptotic process. NCBI's taxonomy places the organism in Eukaryota, Metazoa, Chordata, Actinopteri, Cyprinodontiformes, Rivulidae. The record is from RefSeq and is a predicted model, not a curated record.